AUUUUAGGGCUCUUUGUGCUGGUUAUGGAGAAGCCGGGGCAUCUCAAGGCGGUGGACGUGGUGCUGCUUACAGCUCAUGAGGCGGAGCACAUUGUGGAGAAUCUCAAGUGUUUCUCGGUGAAAGAGGUGGGAUGUCCUGCGUGGAUGAAGCAACACCGGAAGCUAGAAAAGCUUAAUCUCCAGGCCCAUUAUAACACUAUAGCUCACUGUGACGAGUUCAUUAUGGAGGCUUUGCUUUCGUUUGAAAAGCUAGGAGUUUUGAUUCAUGAGCUUCUUGUUAUCGAGAUCUGGAAAGAGAAGGUCUUGCCUCAUAUAAUGAAGCACUUGGCUGGAAUGUCAUCUACAAUAAGGCUGAGCCUGAUUUUCUAUCAGGAAGUAACAGUUAUAAAGUUGUUUGAGAUCAUGCUCUUUCACAAGGAAGCGUGUAAAGCACUGGGUAGCAGCAACCUUCUUGAGCUUGUUGAUUAUUGCUAUCGAAAACUGGUGUAUCUCAACACAAAUGCUUCAAAAGACGCCGCUUAUAAAGAAAGAACUGCCCAGCAAGUCAUGUCUCUAAAGCCAGAACUUGAGAUGGAAGAAAAGGCUGGCGAGAUAGAGUUUGGCUGUGCCAUCGCGUCCUUGACAAUUUUGCGGUACAUGCUGUCUGCUGUUGCUGAUAACAUAAAACGUACUUCAGCGAUUAUGUCAAUGAUCUUCCUCCAGGAGAAUGCACAGGCCCGGCUGAUUGACACGCAUGAUGUGAUUAUGGGGCUUGUCAACCUUGUGGAGUCCCCCCCAUGGGAAAGACGAAGAAAUCUUAAAGCCAAAGUCGUGACAGAAAAGUAUGAGGAAGGAAAAUGGGUUGAGGUUCCUCCACAAGAUCGGUUCAGGAUUUUCAAGUCUGAAGCACAAGUCUGGCUGGCAUUGAAUAAUCUUGUUGCAGACAUUCAGUGCCGUGCUAGAUACACCUACGAUGAUUUCCGCCAGGCUCAAGUCUUGAAGCUGCGAAAGUAUCUGAAUGAAAUGGUGCUGGAGCAGCUGCCGGUUUUGAAGGAUUUACAAUGGGCUUUAGAAGAAAUUUCUCUCAAAGUGUUUGCGACGGAGGAGGACCGAAGAACUGCACACUUGAUCAUGGAGGAGAUACCGGAAAUGAGAACAGCGCUGCUUGCCAGACGAGACUGGAGACAACUUGCUGAAGAUCAGAUAGAGAUGAUACGAUCCGACCCACGAUUGAGUGGCGAUUCCCCGGCAGAGCUGGACGAACUAAUGCGGAUGUUCCAGUUUGGCGAGUCCAUGGAUACGCCCAAGUGCGCAGCUUGCGGCGCUCCAGCGGAGAAACGAUGCUCACGCUGUAAAAAUGAUUGGUAUUGUGGUCGGAGCUGCCAAGUCGCAAACUGGAAGAUCCACAAGAAGAUAUGUGACUUGGUCUCAAGCGCUAACACGAAGAGCUCCUAGCCUAGCGACGCUUUAGCGCCAACGUUUGAAUUUAAA
Molecule: messenger RNA, 1470 nt
Organism: Selaginella moellendorffii
Lineage: Eukaryota; Viridiplantae; Streptophyta; Lycopodiopsida; Selaginellales; Selaginellaceae
Product: zinc finger MYND domain-containing protein 10
Exons: 19
Coding region: 25-1434 (469 amino acids)
Cellular component (GO): cytoplasm
Source: RefSeq, a predicted model, not a curated record